Molecule: messenger RNA, 2126 nt
Organism: Haemorhous mexicanus (house finch)
Lineage: Eukaryota; Metazoa; Chordata; Aves; Passeriformes; Fringillidae
Gene: GALNTL6
Product: polypeptide N-acetylgalactosaminyltransferase like 6
Exons: 12
Coding region: 1-2118 (705 amino acids)
Cellular component (GO): Golgi apparatus
Source: RefSeq, a predicted model, not a curated record
AUGGCUACGAUAGGGACUCAGAGAAGUACUACAGUAAUUGCCCCAGUAGUGUGGGGGGGAGAUGUGGCAAGCUACAUGUCCAUAUCAUCCAUUAGAAAGGGAGGAAUUAAAAGAAGCAAGAGGGGAAACAAGGAGAAAAGGGAUUGGGUCAAGAAGCCAGUCCUUCAACAAAGAAGGAAACAAAUCAAAUCAAACAGGAAACCGGUUACCUGGUCCUUGACAUCAUCAGAACUUCAAGACUUGGGAAAAGAUUCCAGCUGUUCACCAGGUGAGUGGUUUUCUGCCUGGCUGUUUGAAUGCUGGCAUAACAGGGCCAAGAGCCAGCAGUUAGAAGGUCAUGAUGCCCAGCAGCUGGGAUCCACUGCUAGAGAUCAGGGAAUUGAAAGAGGAAUCAAAAAAGGAAGCAAUUUGCAGUCUCUGGAGAUGGCUCCUCUCAAGUGUAGGGGCAAGACACUUCCUUUGGGGCUGGGAGAUGGACAGCUCUUUACCUGGACUGAUGGCCUGAAAAGGAAGGACUGGCAUGAUUAUGAAAGCAUUCAAAAAGAUGCUAUGCGUUCAGGGAAAGGUGAACAUGGGAAACCGUACCCUCUUACAGAGGAAGACCAUGAUGAUUCUGCUUAUAGGGAAAAUGGCUUCAACAUAUUUGUUAGCAACAACAUAGCCCUGGAACGGUCCCUGCCAGACAUCCGACAUCCUAACUGUAAGCACAAGGUGUACUUGGAAGCACUACCGAACACGAGCAUCAUCAUCCCGUUUCACAACGAGGGCUGGACUUCGCUCCUGCGCACCAUCCACAGCAUCAUCAACCGCACCCCAGACAGCCUGAUCGCAGAGAUCAUCCUGGUGGAUGACUUCAGUGACAGAGAACAUUUAAAAGAGAAGCUGGAGGAAUACAUGGUCCGCUUUGCCAAGGUGAGGAUUGUGCGCACCAAGAAACGGGAAGGGCUCAUUCGGACCAGGCUGCUGGGAGCCUCGCUGGCUAGAGGAGAAGUCCUGACAUUUCUGGAUUCCCACUGCGAAGUCAACGUGAAUUGGCUGCCACCCUUGCUCAACCAGAUUGCACUUAACCACAAAACCAUCGUGUGUCCUAUGAUCGAUGUCAUUGACCACAAUCACUUUGGCUACGAGGCGCAGGCGGGGGAUGCCAUGCGAGGAGCUUUUGACUGGGAAAUGUACUACAAAAGAAUUCCGAUUCCUCCAGAGCUCCAGAGAGCUGAUCCCAGCGACCCCUUUGAGUCUCCUGUAAUGGCUGGAGGUCUGUUUGCGGUUAACCGGAAAUGGUUUUGGGAGCUGGGAGGCUAUGAUCCAGGAUUAGAAAUAUGGGGAGGAGAGCAGUAUGAAAUCUCCUUCAAGGUGUGGAUGUGUGGAGGUGGCAUGUAUGAUGUUCCAUGCUCUCGAGUUGGACAUAUCUAUAGAAAGUACGUCCCGUAUAAAGUCCCUUCUGGAACCAGCCUUGCACGGAACCUGAAGCGAGUGGCCGAGACGUGGAUGGAUGAGUUUGCAGAGUACAUUUACCAGCGACGGCCUGAGUACAGACAUCUCUCCACUGGUGACAUCUCUGCCCAGAAGGAGCUGCGCAAGCACCUCAAGUGUAAAGAUUUCAAGUGGUUCAUGGCUGCAGUGGCUUGGGAUGUCCCCAAAUAUUACCCUCCUGUGGAGCCUCCACCUGCUGCCUGGGGGGAGAUUCGAAACGUGGCAGCCAACCUGUGUGUGGACAGCAAACACGGAGCCACAGGGACUGAGCUGAGGCUGGACAUCUGUGUGAAGGAUGGCUCAGAACGAACAUGGUCACAUGAACAGCUCUUCACCUUUGGUUGGAGAGAAGACAUCCGUCCUGGGGAGCCACUUCACACCAGGAAGUUCUGCUUCGAUGCCAUCUCACACAGUAGCCCUGUCACACUGUAUGACUGUCAUGGGAUGAAGGGAAACCAGCACUGGAGCUAUAGGAAGGACAAAACUUUGUUCCAUCCGGUAAGCAGCAGCUGCAUAGAUUGCAACCCAGCUGAGAAGAAGAUUUUCAUGAACAGAUGUGAUCCUUUAUCUGAAACUCAACAGUGGAUUUUUGAACAUAUUAAUAUGACUGUUUUAGAAAAAUUUAACAGCAAGGCCAGUUCCUAGAAGGAAAA